Molecule: messenger RNA, 1664 nt
Organism: Cyprinodon variegatus (sheepshead minnow)
Lineage: Eukaryota; Metazoa; Chordata; Actinopteri; Cyprinodontiformes; Cyprinodontidae
Exons: 5
Coding region: 154-1329 (391 amino acids)
Source: RefSeq, a predicted model, not a curated record
GCAGAGUCUGUCCUGCUGCCCUGCUAUCUGUUCUACCUGCAGAAGGAUGUUACAGUAAAGUGGACAAACGAAGAUGGAAUAACGGUUCAUGUGUAUCCAAAAGGUCCCGAGGGGCCUAACAAACAGCAUAAGACUUAUAAAGAAAGAACAAAGAUGAAUGACAACCUGCUGAAAUUUGGAGACCACAGUCUGACCAUAAGAUACCCUUCAUACAGAGACAGAAACACCUACACCUGCUCCAUCAUCAACAGGAGAGGAGAGGAACUGAUGAAGAAGCAGGUGAUGCUGAAUGUCAAAGUCACGAAGGUGAAGGUGGAGUCUGGAGCAGAGUCUAUCGAGCUGCCCUUUAAAACCGAUGCUAACCUUCCUGAAGAUGCUAAAGUGGAAUGGAGGGACAAAGAAAACUGGACAGCCCAUGUGUUUCAGGACGGUGCUGACAAGCUUCAACAGCAGAGCUGGUACUACAGAGGAAGAACAGAAAUGAGGCCCAAUGCUCUGAAAGAUAAAGACCUCAGUUUGGUAGUGAAACAUGCAACAGAAUCAGACUGCCUCACCUGCACCGUUUACAGCACGGAGGGGAAAAUCCUUCUGCGGGGAGAGGUUCUCCUUCAGGUCAAAGCUCAUAAGGAGGUGGUGGGACCACAACAAAGUGCUGUUGAACUGGUUUUUAAAACUGAAAGAAAGCUGGAAUGCAAGGAUAUUAAGGUAGAGUGGAGGAACAGAAAGGACAGGAAGGUCUAUAGAUAUCCUAGUUCAGACCAGUCUGAAGAACAGUUCUAUUCCUACAAACACCGAACAGAAAUGAAGGAAGGCCAGAUAGAAAAAGGAGACUUCAGUCUGGUUAUACACUUUCCCACUGACUGUGACAAUGACAUCUACACCUGCAAGGUCUACAGAGGGGAUGGAACCAUCCUGAUGAAGAAACGAGUGGAGCUACAUGUCAAAGACCAUCAGGUGGAGGUGGAGGACGGCUGUGUCACGCUUCCUUUCAAGACUAAAACUGAUCUUCUGAAUGAGUCCAGAAUCGAGUGGUUGCUAGUUGAACCCACGUAUAGAAUAGUCCAUGUAGUAGACAACAGGAAGAGUGGAUCUGAACAAUCUGAAGAACAACAGCCAAAUAGAAAGGGAACCAAGAUGAAUGAAAACCUGCUGGAAACUGGAGACCUCACUCUGACCAUGGAAGACAUCACAGAGGAUGAUUGUGGGAAAUAUAAAUGUGUAAUCUUUGGAAAGCAGGGAAUGAUCCUGCAAGAGAAAACUGUUCAAGUUCUAAUGACCGGGAUGAAUCAGCUCCAGAACGAAAUGGCCCCCCUUAUCGACCAAGUUUGAUUAACCAUCUUUGAUUACUGGGGACACCCAACUAACAAGACUAGUUGCUUGGAAACAUUUUCGAAGAUUUCUUCCUAUUGCAGAUGUUUGUUCUCUGCCUGGCAUUAUAAAACUUAUAACAACUCUCAGUCAACCUCCAUUUUUCCGUUUUGCUAACAUGGAAAUCCCUGUUAAUUGUGCCCUUUAUGUUAUGAAAUGUACCGGGAAUCUCUGACCCUGGCUACAGAGGUAGAUCACUGUCACCAUAACUACUAAACAUCUGCACCAUGAAGCUGGGAUUUGUCUGGCUCUAAUAAGAAAGAAUACGAAGGUUCUUCUCUUUCCUCUUCGGAUGA